GGCGGCCCUAUUAUUUCAUUUGCAAUAAUGGAGGAGUUACAGAGUCUUUGGCCUACAAGAGAAAGGGGCUACUGCUCGGACUUGAAUCUCAAUCGCAGAAUUGAGGUUUCUCCUGACCUCCAAUUGAGGUUGGUGGGACCCUGCCCUCAUCCCACUUUUGCUUUGUUUUGUUUUGUCUGUUUUUUACUCCUUCGCGACUUCGCACCCUCGCGAGAAAUGUAAGCCACUUCGGUCUGGCUAGUGGAAAUCAGAGAAUGUGGAAAAGCUGGAUGAGCAGGAAGUCCGUGGCUGGCCCUGCCAUCUGACAUAUAAACAGGAUGUAAUUUGCCUGACUGAAGCGGAUUAGGACCAACAGGAAGAAUUUUCGAUUUACUGUGGGGAAGAUAAAGAGCACCAAAUAGUAGCAAAAGAGUUUAUCGUACCUCAAGGCCCAGUCGGAAAAGAAGAAUGUAUUGGAAGAUUUGAUAAGUUAGUGUACAAAGAUUUAACAGGGUCAGUGCCGUCCCCCCUUAAAAAAAAAAUAAGACCAGAGAGCUUGGGGAUCCCGCGCUUGUAUUAGUCAACGUGAACAUCAACUAGUUUGCGGGCCAGGGUACCUCAGCUGCUGCAGUAGAUACGUCAGUCGGGGAAAGGGGGAACCACCGGCGUAUUCCCCUGUAUUGCCCACCUGCCCCGGAAGUAGUGUUGCGUUGGAGCCUUGCCUUCCGGGGCAGAUUGUCUGUUGUUGCCGCAGCUGUGAGAAGGGGAGGCCAUUUUCUGUUUCUAGGAAGAGUAAGAGCUAAGGGGAGAGGGGAAAAGAAAAGGAAAGAAGGGCUCAGCACCUCCCCGCCGACCCGUGGACAGAGGGGCACUUUCGGCAGGCGGGUGAGGUCGCUGAGGGCCCGGAGAUGUUUUCCCUGUCGAGUACGGUGCAGCCCCAGGUUACAGUUCCUCUGAGUCACCUCAUCAAUGCCUUCCAUUCACCAAAAAACACAUCUAUUUCUGUCAGUGUGUCAGCUUCGCAAAACCACCAUGGAGAUGUAGUUCCUGACCAUGAGGCUGCUGGCAAUGAGGGGUUCCUUUUGCGGGACAGAGGAUCAGAUGUUGAGAGUUUGGACAAACUCAUGAAAACCAAAAAUAUACCUGAAGCUCACCAAGAUGCAUUAAAAACUGGUUUUGCAGAGGGUUUUCUGAAAGCUCAAGCACUAACGCAAAAAACCAAUGAUUCUCUGAGACGAACUCGUCUGAUUCUCUUCGUUCUGCUGCUAUUUGGCAUUUAUGGACUCUUAAAAAACCCAUUUUUAUCUGUCCGCUUCCGGACAACAACGGGGCUUGAUUCUGCAGUAGAUCCUGUCCAGAUGAAAAAUGUCACCUUUGAACAUGUUAAAGGACAAUGUGAGGGCUGGGCAAAAUGGGUGAAGGGGAAAGGGAGAAACGUGCUUCCAGUUGUCGAAUGGUUCUAUUUAUUUUUUCUUUUAGGAAUACUUUUAGUUGGACCACCAGGGACAGGGAAGACACUUCUUGCUCGAGCUGUGGCUGGAGAAGCUGAUGUUCCUUUUUAUUAUGCUUCUGGAUCAGAAUUUGAUGAAAUGUUUGUGGGUGUGGGAGCCAGCCGUAUCAGAAAUCUAUUUAGGGAAGCAAAAGCAAAUGCUCCCUGUGUUAUAUUUAUUGAUGAAUUAGAUUCUGUUGGUGGGAAGCGAAUUGAGUCUCCAAUGCACCCAUAUUCAAGGCAGACUAUAAAUCAACUUCUUGCUGAAAUGGAUGGUUUUAAACCCAAUGAAGGAGUUAUCAUAAUAGGAGCCACAAACUUCCCAGAGGCAUUAGAUAAUGCCUUAAUACGUCCUGGUCGUUUUGACAUGCAGGUUACAGUUCCAAGACCAGAUGUAAAAGGUCGAACAGAAAUUUUGAAAUGGUAUCUCAAUAAAAUAAAGUUUGAUCAGUCUGUUGAUCCAGAAAUUAUAGCUCGAGUUACUGUUGGCUUUUCUGGAGCAGAGUUGGAGAAUCUUGUGAACCAGGCUGCAUUAAAGGCAGCUGUUGAUGGAAAAGAAAUGGUUACCAUGAAGGAACUAGAGUUUUCCAAAGAUAAAAUUCUAAUGGGGCCUGAACGUAGAAGUGUGGAAAUUGAUAACAAAAACAAAACCAUCACAGCAUAUCAUGAAUCUGGUCAUGCUAUUAUUGCAUAUUAUACUAAAGAUGCAAUGCCUAUCAACAAAGCUACAAUCAUGCCACGAGGGCCAACACUUGGACAUGUGUCCCUUUUGCCUGAGAAUGACAGAUGGAAUGAAACUAGAGCUCAGUUGCUUGCACAGAUGGACGUUAGUAUGGGAGGAAGAGUAGCUGAGGAGCUUAUAUUUGGAACUGACCAUAUCACAACAGGUGCUUCCAGUGAUUUUGAUAAUGCAACUAAAAUAGCAAAGCGGAUGGUUACCAAAUUUGGAAUGAGUGAAAAGCUUGGAGUUAUGACCUACAGUGAUACUGGGAAACUGAGUCCAGAAACUCAAUCUGCUAUUGAACAAGAAAUUAGAAUCCUUCUAAGGGACUCAUACGAACGAGCGAGACAUAUCUUGAAGACUCAUGCAAAAGAGCAUAAGAAUCUAGCAGAAGCUUUACUAACCUAUGAGACUUUGGAUGCCAAAGAGAUUCAAAUUGUUCUUGAGGGAAAGAAAUUGGAAGUGAGAUGAUAACUCUUAAAAUGGAUGCAUUGCUGGUUUUACUGCAAGAAUAUAUAAGUAGCAUUUCAGUAGUCUUUUGCAAUGCUUUUCUCCCAUUCUUGCCUUGGUGUCACUCAAGGGUGUGAAACACUUUGUCUCUCUUUUGUCAUGUUUAAUCUAAUUUUGGUUAUUCUCAUAAUGACACCUAUUGCAAAUUAUCAACCCAUAAUAAAUAUGUUAAAGAAAAUAAAGAACUAUUAGGAUUGGAAACAGCUUGUUUGAGAAAUGUCAAUAAGUUAUUCAUUUGAAAAUAAGUAGUAAUUUUAUGGUUGGUUCCUCUACUAGACGUGAGUAAAAAUUGUGCCUUUAGCUCUUUGGAAGUAUUUUUACUUGGCAAAGUAAAAUUGUUGAAGGAUUGUCUUUGUUUUUAGAUAGUACCUUUUAUCUUUGUUAAAGAUAUGCUGCCGUUUGGCUAUCGGUGAACCAUAUUUCUAUAUAGGUCAGUGGAAACUUCAUUAAGAUGCACUUAAUUAUGCUCCAGAGUGUCCAUAUAUAAAAUAGUUCUUUUUGUUUUUGCCUAAGAGUAGAGAAUUGUAAAUGUACAGAUAUAAUCAGAGUUUAAAUGAUUAUAACCUUUUGGAAAUGCAGCUUGCAUUUUCAUGGUCUUUUUUCUUUUAAACAUCAUUAUCAUUCUUACUAAUGAAAUUUAUUUCAGAGCUGCAAGUGUUUUGUUAAAUAAAAAGUGAGUCACUUCAAAAUCUAAAUAACUAUAAUUAUGCUUGGUAUUAAAAGAAAAAUUAACCCAAAAUCUCAGUCCCUUCAGAGUGAACUUUGAAUUACCCUAUGUUAGAAAUGGAAAGUUGUGUUUGCUUUUCAUUUGGAUUUUGUGAAUAUGAACAUGUUGUUACAGGAUUUACAGAUGACUUUAUUUAACUCAAUAGAAAAAUUAUUUUAGAGCUCAUUGUAUUGGUUUUACAACCAAAUAUAUUCUUGAAGUGAUUUUAUUAAAAUUACCUACAGUUUUCUAAUAAC
This is a messenger RNA of Leptonychotes weddellii (Weddell seal), 3662 nucleotides long. Lineage: Eukaryota; Metazoa; Chordata; Mammalia; Carnivora; Phocidae. The record is from RefSeq and is a predicted model, not a curated record.